Molecule: messenger RNA, 1122 nt
Organism: Clonostachys solani
Lineage: Eukaryota; Fungi; Ascomycota; Sordariomycetes; Hypocreales; Bionectriaceae
Source: the annotation of a GenBank genome assembly
AUGCGGUGUCUCUGGCAGAACAGCCUCGUGGCCCUCGGGUCACUGGCGGCGACGGCAGUGGAGGCACAGACGUAUAGCUCAUGCAACCCUCUAAACUCAAAUUCCUGCCCCGCCGACACUGCCCUGGGCAUGACCAUCAACGUCGACUUCACGCAGGGGGCGGUCAACUCGUUCGCCGCCUCGGGCUCGCCCACGUACGACAAGACCAACGGCGUGUCCUUCACGGUGUCCAAGGGCGGGGACGCGCCCCAGCUCGUGUCGCUCUUCUACAUCAUGUUCGGCCGGGUCGAGGUGACGAUGAAGGCGGCCCCGGGGGCGGGGAUCGUGUCCUCGCUCGUGCUCGAGUCGGACGCCCUCGACGAGAUCGACAUCGAGUGGCUGGGCUCCGACGCCGGCGAGGUGCAGUCCAACUACUUCGGCAAGGGCCAGGUGACGUCGUACAACCGCGGGCAGUUCCACGACCUCGCGGACACGCAGUCCAAGUGGAUCACCUACACCGUCGACUGGACAAAGGACAAGAUCGUCUGGAUGGCCGACGGCACCAUCCUGCGCACGCUGGCGGAGAGCCAGGCCGAGACGAACCAGUACCCCCAGACGCCCAUGCGGGUCAAGCUCGGCGCCUGGGCCGGCGGCGACCCCAACUACAACGCCGCGGGCACCGUCAAGUGGGCGAGGGGCCCGACCGACUACACCAAGGGCCCCUUCAGCAUGAUGGUCAAGAAGCUCGUCGUCACCGACUACUCGACCGGCAAGCAGUACAAGUACGGCGACACCUCGGGCGACUGGGAGUCCAUCCAGGCCGUCGACGGCAAGGUCAACGGGAACAUCAACAACAAGAAUGCCGUGACCGCGACGGCGACGGCCGUGGGAAGCGUCUCGACCGGCGUCGGCAUCCCCGUGGGGGGUAUCGGCACCGACAAGGCUGCCACCGCCACGCAGACUGGCUGGCCUUGGUCUGCCACCGCCACAUCGGCCGGUGCCAUCCCCUCCGGCUGGUACAUGACCUCGGAGGGCAAGAUCAUGCGCGAGGCAUCUGGCUCCUCAGUCAAGCCGCCAGGGCUCUUCUGCGUGCUCUUGGCCCCAGCCCUCGGAACACUUCUUCUGGUCAUGCGGUUGCUGUAG